Cicer arietinum (chickpea) is the source of this 1141-nucleotide messenger RNA. RefSeq lists its product as uncharacterized. The record is from RefSeq and is a predicted model, not a curated record. NCBI's taxonomy places the organism in Eukaryota, Viridiplantae, Streptophyta, Magnoliopsida, Fabales, Fabaceae.
AUCCACAAUUUAAUUAAUAAACGACACAUGUCCUCCAAACCAAAAAAACAUAGACACACUGCCAUUUGUACAUCAUUUCUACCCCAUCAUCUAACCUCACCUUAUCUUUCUGCUUCUUCCCUUAAUUCUCAAAACCCAUCUCACAAAUUUCUCCAUCUCUAGAAAAAAUUGAAGCUUUCAAUAUUAUUAAUUAUUCCUCACUUUGAUCACACAUUCUGUUGUUAACUGCACAAAAAUGUCUGGUGGAAUUGGCCCUACUGGCUGUGACAUUAGCCUACCAAAAGAACAAGAAGAAGUUGAACACAAAGAAAAACAAGACCAAACACUCAAGAAUCUCAACAAAUCCACCAACACCACACAACGCAAGGCCAGUUUCCUCUCAUUCAGACAACUCAAUUGUUUAGCUGUUGUUGUUGUCUUAUCAGCCAGUGGCAUGGUUAGCCCUGAAGAUUUUGCCUUUGUUGUUUUCUCCAUUUUCUACAUGUACUUCAUGUCAAAAGUUGCUUUUCCAUCUCUUCACCCUUUAAAAGAACCACCAAUUUUCAAUCCACAAAACAAACUCCUUCAACUUUAUGUCUUCAUUGGAGCCAUCGUUGGACUUUAUGCACCUAUAGCUUAUAUUUUACAUGGAAUAUUUGAAGGUGAUAAAGAAGGUAUCAAAGCAGCUUCACCCCAUGUUUUUCUUUUGGCUAGUCAAGUUUUCAUGGAAGGAGUUGCAUUCUCAGAUGGAUUUUCAUCUCCAAUAAGAGCUUUUGUUCCUGUUAUUUAUAAUGCAAGAAGGGUUUUCACUAUUGUUGAUUGGUUUAGAGAUGAGAUUUACAAGGUUGAUGAAGAACAUAGUGGUUCUUAUAGAAGGAUCUAUGCUGGAAGAGCACUUGCUGUGGCUAAUAUGGCUUUUUGGAGCUUCAAUUUGUUUGGAUUUUUGUUACCUGUUUAUCUUCCUAAAGUUUUUAAGUCAUAUUACUCUGGCACCACCAAAGUAAAUUAAGGAAUUAUUAGGUAGCUAUAGGGUGUUCAUUUAUCCAUGUUUUGAUAGAAUAUAUUUUAUUUUGAUGAUGUAUAAGGUCUUGAACCAUGAUUUUCCUGCUCAUUAGUGUAUGAUAUUUGCAUAGUAAUAUAUGGUUUUGGCUGUAGAAAUACA